Molecule: messenger RNA, 1068 nt
Organism: Fusarium vanettenii 77-13-4
Lineage: Eukaryota; Fungi; Ascomycota; Sordariomycetes; Hypocreales; Nectriaceae
Exons: 1
Biological process (GO): carbohydrate metabolic process; cell wall organization
Cellular component (GO): extracellular region; fungal-type cell wall; cell surface
Molecular function (GO): 1,3-beta-glucanosyltransferase activity; glucan endo-1,3-beta-D-glucosidase activity
Source: RefSeq, a predicted model, not a curated record
GCCCUCGCCGUUGGCGCUUCCGCCAAGAACUACCUUGGUUUCAACUCCGGUGCCACCCUCGCCGACCGAUCCGCCAAGUUCAAGGCCGACUUCAAGGCCGAGUUCGAGACUGCUCAGGGCCUCAAGGGCGCCCCCGGUGACUUCAGCGCUGUCCGACUCUACACCAACAUCCAGGCCUACUCUCAGGAUGACCCCAUCGAGGCUUUCGAGGCUGCCAUCGAGACCGAGACUUCCAUCCUCCUCGGUGUCUGGGCCUCCGGAACCGACAACAUUGACAAGGAGAUCAGCGCCCUGAAGAAGGCUGUUGCCAAGUACGGCACUGAGCUUACCGACCUCAUCAUCGGUGUCUCCAUCGGUAGCGAGGAUCUCUACCGAAACUCGGUCACUGGUGUCAAGAAUAAGGGUGGUGUCGGUGUUGACCCCGAUGUCCUCGUCGACUUCAUCGACGACUUCCGCACUGCCUUCAAGGGCACCCCCAUCUCCAAGGUUCCCCUCGGCCACGUCGACACCUGGGAUGUCUGGGGCAACGUCACCAACAAGCCCGUCCUCGACGCCAUUGACUUCAUCGGUGUCGAUGAGUACCCCUACUACGAGAACGACAAGGGCAACAGCAUCGAGAACGCUGGCAAGCUCUUCGACAAGGCCUACGAGGCCACCAUUGCUGCCGCCGGUGGCAAGCCCGUCUGGGUCACUGAGACCGGUUGGCCCGUGACUGGUCCCGACUGGGAUGAGGGUGUCCCCAGCGUCAAGAACGCCCAGAAGUACUGGCGCGAUGUUGGCUGCCGCCGCCUCUUCAACCAGACCCCCACCUUCUGGUACACUCUCCGUGACUCCAACCCCGACAACAAGAUGAAGUUUGCCAUCACCAAGGACCUGUCCACCAACCCUCUCUUCGACCUUUCUUGCGACGGCUACGAGGAGGAGGAGACCUCCACCUCCUCCAAGGCUGCCACCAAGACCCGCACCAGCGGUUCUUCCAAGGCUACUGACACCGAGGAUGCCGAGUCCACCGAGACCACCAGCGCUGCCCACAACAACUCCACUACCACCGCUACUGGCACUGGCUCU